AUGAAUAUGUUGGAUGAUGAAGAUGACCAAAGCUUUCACGCUACGCGUGACGGCUACUCCCAUUUGAGCGAUGUCGAAUGGGAUGCGGUUGAACGAAUGGGUUCAACCAUGGGCGUCCAUGCUAUUAGCGUCAUGCUAGAGGCUCUCAAUAGAGAUGCCCAACAUGCUACUAUCGCCAAGUUCAUUCAAAAUGAACUUGACGCUGAACGCGAGAAAGUAGCCUUGCUUCACCAACAAGGUUCUCAACAAGCAGAGUUGUUGAGAGAACAGGGUGCUCAACAGUUUGAACUGUUGAGACAGCAUCAGGCUGCUGCUGGCGGGUCGAUGCACUCGCGUCGACCCGAGACUUUGAAGAUUGACAUCUCCAAGUAUAGGGGAGUCGAAGAAGACUCCCUCUUGAGAUGGUUCGUCGAAUUGGAUGACGCCAUAAGGGCGCGUCGCAUCGACGACGGGGAUAUGCAAGUUGCAUUUGCCCAGUCAAAUCUGGCAGGACGUGCCAAGACUUGGGCUUUGGGGCUCAAGUUGCACGACCCAUAUGCGUUUGGGUCGUUGGAAGUCUUCAAGUCGCGGCUCAGACAAACGUUUGAACCGCCUAGAGCUGAGUUCAGAGCUCGAACCGAACUCUUGAAGCUCAAACAGGGUAAGCGUGAUGUGCACGCUUACGCUCAACAUAUACGACAUCUCACGAGUUGUAUAAGUUCCAAUCCGGUGGAUGAACACACGUUGGUUUCGGUGUUCAUGCAGGGUCUUGCGGAUGGUCCCGUCAAGACUCACCUGUUCUGGCUUGAACUAGAUUCACUAGAACAAGCCAUUUCCAUUGCGGAACAGGAAAGACUUCAGUCUGAGACAUGCUCGCGCCAGCUCGACAUCAUAUCGUCAACCGAGACGAUGUGA
This is a messenger RNA of Peronospora matthiolae, 894 nucleotides long. The record is from the annotation of a GenBank genome assembly. Lineage: Eukaryota; Oomycota; Peronosporomycetes; Peronosporales; Peronosporaceae.